AUGCAUGUGAAGUUUUAUGCUUCCAUGUCAUUGCUGCAAGUAGCAUUCCUAGACUGGGUUGAAAUCAAAAUCGUACAUUUGAUUGGUCAAAUAGCACAGGCUGCAGGUCAGAUCUCUCAAUCAGCGGUUGGUGGGCAGGGUCAGUACGCGCCUGCUGUCGCUGGGGGUGCUUUCGCUCAACCACGGCCAACAGGCAUGGUCCCGCAAGCACAGCCUGUCCCAGUUGGCGGUGGCCUUGAUAUGCAGGGGUAUGGUGGGGAUGAUGAAGAAACGCAAAAGUUGCGGGCAGAAAGAGGUAGAAGAGCAGGUGGGUGGACUGUGGAACUGAGCAAGAGGAGAGCAUUUGAAGAAGCAUUUGGUAGCAUAUGGAUUUGA
Molecule: messenger RNA, 375 nt
Organism: Magnolia sinica
Lineage: Eukaryota; Viridiplantae; Streptophyta; Magnoliopsida; Magnoliales; Magnoliaceae
Exons: 2
Coding region: 1-375 (124 amino acids)
Source: RefSeq, a predicted model, not a curated record